AUGGCCCUCCCAUCUCUCACCCAAACCCCCACCCUCUACCCGAACUGCUGCCUCUCCCUCUCCACACCCUUCCUCACCCACCUUGCCUCGCUCCUCCCUACACACCCCCACUUCACCCUCUCAAUCGGCUCUGGCUCGGGCCAGCUGGAAGCCCUAAUAACAACGAAUCACCGCGAUGUCCGCAUCGAAGGCGUCGAGGUCAAUUCCUCUGUGAAUCUCUACAUCGAAGAACAGGAUAUGAACUUUGUAACGGGGACAUGGGAGCUGUGCUCCCGGGCAGCCCAAGCAAAGGCCUGGAUGUUUGUUUACCCACGGGAGCCGAAGCUUCUGAUGAAAUAUAUUGAGACGUAUGGGGGUGGGGAAGUAGCUGAGAUUUUGUGGUUAGGGCCAAAGGUUGACUGGAGUGACUACGAGGGUUGUUUUGAGCAGAGCGGGUUUAAAGAUGUGGGGAUAUACGAGGGCGGGAAUAUUGGUGGUGCGGAGUUUGAAGUACUGGCAGUGGUGAGAAAGACAAUGUCUUGA
This is a messenger RNA of Aspergillus calidoustus, 522 nucleotides long. The record is from the annotation of a GenBank genome assembly. NCBI's taxonomy places the organism in Eukaryota, Fungi, Ascomycota, Eurotiomycetes, Eurotiales, Aspergillaceae.